AUGCACUGUUGAAUAUUUCAAAUAAUAUUGGAACAACAAAAUAUCAUAAAAUCAACAUAAAAUUGCAUGCAAUUAUCACGUAACUAAUUAGAUUUUUAUCAUGAAUGGUUAUUGACAAUUGAUUAUUGAAAAGAUGUUUGAACAAGACCUAGACGACGACGAGGAAUGCAACUGCGCAGCGCCGUAUGUGACCGCGGCGACUCUUCUCCAGCUCCAAGCGAUGAAGAACAAGCUCAGUGUGGCGUACCUUGGCAGUGAGAUGAUGAAGUGGAACAGCUCCAGCACUGAAAUAGAGCUGAAGAAGUUAUCUGUUGAUCUCCAGAGAGUGUACAGGAACUUCGCAAAAGACCAAGCAAAUGCCUACCUUCUGUUGGCUCGCUGUAGAUAUUUCAAUCAAGAGUUUUAUAGAACAGUUCUGGAAGGCGUGAAAACUGCGAGUGUGACCGUAACUACUGGAACUAGAGAUGUUGCCGGAGUGACGCUGAUAAAGUUGAAAGUGAUAUUGGAGAAAUCAAAGCAAAAAGUAUCAUUUUUAUCAAGAGGGGGCCAACAAAUACAAGAGGCAAAAAACGCUUGGACCAAAUUGUUGAAAUCAAACAUCAAAAUGGUCGAACACAGGACUAAUUACCGAGCGAUUGAAAAUGCUUAUAGGAGUGCAACGAAGCGGCAGAAUAUUAUAGAUCAAAUAGUUGUGCCAAAGACACAAGCAACGAUAAAAUACAUCCAAGUCGAAUUGGAAGAGAUAGAUAGAGAAGAGAGUCACAGAAUUAAAAUGACAUUAAAUAAAAUGCAGAAGGGUAUGGAGGCGAAACGCAACUGUUAUUGCACGAAGCGGAUCUCUUAUGUCAAAGAUGAAGAUAAAAAAGUCGAGGAGAUAAAUACCGAAUUGCCAAAAGCUAGGAGCUUGAUUGAAGAGCAAACUGAAAUACCUGAACAUAAAUAUCAUCCAGUAAUUAUUGUUAAAGAUAUGCCAGAUAACGUAGAUAGACGAAGUUUAAUCAAACUGAAGUCUCAACAAGUGAUACCGUCUCUUAAAAACUUUUACGAACUUGUAUCUGUUGACACGAGUGUAGAAUUAGACAAAGUAAUUCCUAAAAAACGGCUAUCCCUUGGAGAUUGUGAUCCUAGAUUAGAUCCAACUAUGGCCGCCGAAACUUCAGUAGCUAUGGAUGAUUUUCUAGAUGUAUGCAAUGAUGCCAAGCACCAGCUUGAUAAUUUAACAAAUACAGAGCAGCCAAGUCAAGUGGAUUCUAAAUUAAUUGUCAAUUUAAAAAGUCACAUUGACGCGGUUAUUAACACAAACAGUAAACUUCAUAAUUCUACUAUACUAGCACCAAGUGUUAAAGGUUUUAUUCAAAGUUGUGGCAGAUUAGAUGUUGGUCUUAAAAUUGCUAAUAAAGACCUUGAUCAUACGCCAUUAGAUGACAGUGGUAAAAAAAUUGUAAGUAAUCUAGUAAAAAAUAUAGACGAUGUUGUACAAAUUAUUACAGAAUGCAAGAAUAACGGCUUGCUAACGCCAAGUCUUGAAGAGUUUUCAAAAGUAUUUAACGAAGCUAAAGAAAAAAUUGGUAACAAAAUUAAGAAACCAUACCAUGGACUACCAAAACAGGAUUAUUUAAAACAAAUUCUAGCUGACUUAGAGACAUUAACUAUGGAAAUAAGACGAGAAGGUCUAGAAUCAACGAAGGUACAGCAAUUUUUGAAAUCAUGCAAAUUAUUCAAAAUGCGUCUUGAAGAACACAAAAAGCUUGUGCCCAAGAGACGAACAUCUGAAUCACAAAGAGAUGACUCCUUUAUUACAGAGAGUAUAUUGUUAUUUAUGAUGUCUUGUGAAGAUUAUGUAAAGAGUGCAAAACUUGGCAGAAAUUUAACACCAGAAUCGUCAUCAGAAGAGAAAAUUAUUUCAAAAAUAUCUGAACUAAUGGUAAAGUGGCAGAGAGAAGGAAUUCUAAGUAAUAGUACAAUUGAGUUUAUGAAAAAUGCAAAAAAUAGAUGGACAAUUGAUAGUAGCAGAAAAUAUAACACCAGUUCAGAUGGUCGUUUCAUAUUAUCACCGAAAGAUGAUAGCUUGAUUUCUGAGGACAUAAGGUCAAUCAAGAUGCUACCAAUUCCGAUUAAGACUAUACCAAAAAAAAUAACCGCAAAUCAAAUUUUACCGCCCAGUCCCGAAAAUGCAUGUGAUGCUGAAAGCGGUGAAACUGUUAAUAAAACCAAUGAUAAUCCACCUCUACCGACUAAAUCGCCAAAACAACCAAUCCUUUCGAAUAAAAAUAUCCAAAAGGUAUCAGUGGCGGCGGGCUUUGUCGAAACUCAGACAAAUCCUUUACAGUCUGAAAAAGUGGACUUGACCCAACAAACGCUUGAGCCAAUGCCAAACAAUCCACCAAAAUGUAAAGAAGUAGAAGUAUACACUGAAUCGAAAUGCUGCAGGUUUUCUAAUGAGACCAAUGUUAAUUUUUUCACAAGAAACGAUGUUAUAAAUGAUGCGCAACAAUCCGAAAUGAUUGUGGCGGAAAUAAGCGCAUAUGAUAGUUGUCCAGUGUUCGAGUCGAAUCACGAAGACAUUUGGCUGUUGGAAACUUGUAUGGAGAAGCCAUCUGACACAGAAGCUGAUGGGAAACAAGGUUCCACAUUAAGUACAUCCAAUCAAUCAGUAGAAAAACUAACCUGCUUGGUCUACGAUAAAGAAAAGUCUGAUGAUCGCUCAGUCAAAAGGACUUACACUAUGUAAAGAACUGUUGAUGUAAAUGUUUUUUAAUAUUCAAGAAAUCAUUCACUUUUGCUACAACAUUUAUUUGUAAUUUUUAUCUUUUUUAUUUCGUUUUGUAUCUAGGUAAAUUAAAUGUGUAAUUAAAUUAUUAAAGGA
Molecule: messenger RNA, 2866 nt
Organism: Plodia interpunctella (Indianmeal moth)
Lineage: Eukaryota; Metazoa; Arthropoda; Insecta; Lepidoptera; Pyralidae
Exons: 6
Coding region: 134-2731 (865 amino acids)
Cellular component (GO): proton-transporting V-type ATPase complex; vacuolar membrane
Molecular function (GO): proton-transporting ATPase activity, rotational mechanism
Source: RefSeq, a predicted model, not a curated record